Messenger RNA from Linnemannia hyalina, 975 nucleotides. Lineage: Eukaryota; Fungi; Mortierellomycota; Mortierellomycetes; Mortierellales; Mortierellaceae. The record is from the annotation of a GenBank genome assembly.
AUGUCAUCACUUGUCACUGCUCUGGUGAUGGUUUCAGUCAACAAGUGGGCACUGAACACAUUGGCGUUGCCAUGGACGCUGCUGUGGAUGCAGAUGGUCAUUGCAGUAUUCCUGCUCAAGGUGACCCAGUACACGGGUCUGUUAAAGAUGCCCAAGAUCAUCGGUGAGACUGCCAAGGCGUUGAUCCCCUUGAUCGCCAUUAACGUCAUCGGCCUCGGCGUCAACACCCUCUGCCUCGUCUACGUCGACACUUCUUUUUACCAGAUUGCACGCGGGUUGGUUCUCCCAUUCACAGUGCUCUUUGCCUACAUCCUCCUCCGCCAACCUUCCACAAAGCUGGUCCUCCUCUCCUGCCUUACCGUCUUCUGCGGCUUUUACACCGGUGUCACCUCCGAGAUCAACGUCUCCCACCUCGGCAUCAUUUUCGGCGUCAUCUCCUCUAUCACCACUUCCCUCCACGCGAUCGUCAUCAAAAAGUCACUCGGCGCCGUCAACAACUCGACCCUUGAUCUCGUCUACUACAACAAUGUCCUUUCACUCGUUGCUGUUACGCCCUUGAUUGUGCUCAGCGGAGAGAGCGCCGAAGUCUCGUACCGUCUGUCGACCGAAGGCUUUGCGGCCUUCCAUACCUUCUUGUUUGCAGGACUUAUUACGGGUAUCUUUGGGUUCUUGGUCAACUUGGCCAGUUUCUUGCAGAUUUCCAAGACUUCUCCAACCACUCAUAUGAUUGCCGGUGCCGUCCGUGGAGUAAUUCAAACCCUGUUGGGAUACUGGGCGUUCAACGACAUUAUCACGUCUGGGCGCGUGUUGGGCAUCUUUUUGAUUCUCGGCGGAGGAGCUCUGUAUACGUGGGCCAAGGACAAGGAAAUGAGGGCCAAGGACAUGGACAAACCCACGUAUAUCCCCAUGACCCAGCAGGAUCUCGAUGUCGAGGAGGACGACGAGGAGAUUAACGGCAAUAACCUCAAGGCAUAG